UUUGACAGCGCAUUUGUUUUGAUGGUAAAGACGAAAAAAAUAUUGUUGAUACGGUACAUUUUUAUCAACAGCGUUUCAAUAUUCUAAACGGAGGGAAACGCCACAAAUUUGUUGUUUUGCGAAAUAGCGCAACUGUGAAACAUAAUGGCGAAUCGUCCCAUCGUAACAGGCCUUUCACCAAAGGAGGGUCCACCUGGGACGCGUGUCACAAUACGCGGAGAGUUCCUCGGUUCGAAAUCGACCGAUCUGGUUGGGCUCACCAUCUGCGGCUGUGAUUGUCUGCUCUCGGCGGAGUGGAAAUCGGACAAGAAGAUAAUUGCCCGCACGGGCGCUGCGAAAGGCAAGGGCGACAUAAUCGUGACCACACGUUACGGGGGUGUUGGUACUUCUACAGUGCAAUUCCGAGCCUACUAUGAAACUAUCGGACCCAUGAAGGAGUCGGCCGUGUGGAUCGAAGAAUCACCGAUGCAGUCUCUAGCAUGGGGAAGACGCUCGUUGGCACCUACGGGAUACAUCCAAGAAGAUCCGCUAGGGCUGUCGAUCGAAGGAAACGAUAAGAAAUUUCCCGAGGAUUUGCGGGAUAUUUUUCCCGAGGGGUCAGGUGAUUUGUCGCAGGAGAGCUUCCUUCCUGGGUGGUUUUUACUGGAGAACCAUCAUGCGACUUCAUUCGAGGAUUUGAAGGCCGGGCUAUCCUAUCUACGGCGUCGAGUGGAGAGUCAGAAGGAAGGUCAAUUGUCCUUCCUGAAAUCGAACGCCGGUUCGGUGAUUGACCAGCUGGAUACACUGAUGGCACUGCGGGAUCGCGUUACGCAGGAUACGAAGCUGCACGGCAAAGAUCAGGUUAGUGAUCUGGACGUAGCAAUAAAGAAUUCCAUUGCUGCCUCCCACGAGCUGUUCAAAGAUGUGCUGGCACGAAAAGAAAAGGCAGACGCAACCAGGGCGGCACUAUCGGCCCUAUCGAGACACAAGUUUCUGUUUUGCUUGCCCAAUUCGGUAGAGAAAAGCUCGGAAAGGAACGAAUUCGACAUAGCUGUGAACGAUUACGCCAGGGUGAAGAAUCUUUUCGGAAAAACAGAGGUUCCGGUUUUCAAGAAAGUACUCGAGGAAGUAGAUCACAAAAUUCUCGCAAUCCGUCGAAAACUACACAGCAAGAUACAAGAGAUGCCACAGGGCGUUGAGCAGCAGAAAAAGCUGGUGAAAGCGCUGAUAAGUUUGGAAGCCCAGCAAACGGGAACGAGUGUACACGGCAUGUUUUCGGUAGCUGAUCCUGCCUGGGAUGCUAUAGAAGCUCGCGCAAAGUAUUUGGAAGAGACUUUCCUGAAAUCGUAUGAUCAAUAUUCCUCGAAGGAAGCUAAUCCUGGAGAAUCAAAAUCACGUGCCGAUCCAAACGCUGUGCCCAAUCGAGUCCAGUUUUGCGAGGAAAUGACUGAGAUUGCCGCCAGUCAGUUUCCCGAUCUUUGGCGACUGGGACAGGCAUAUUUUACCGGAGAACUGCGAGGAGCCGGUCAGCCGAAACCGGGUAACUUCAAGCGGAUAAUACUUACGGUUAUUGAACAGUUUUGCUCGUAUCUGAAGGCCGCUCUGAUUCCACAUAAUAGUCAACGUUCAUUUCUUGCCAAUAAUAUGAAGGGUCUUCCUAGCUGGCCGGCGAGCAAUUUGUCGUUGAAUUAUUUGAUUACUUGGUUGCCACAUUGUUUAAGAUAUGUGCGAGUUUCGUACGCAACUUUGAUACGCUUGGAUUUGCCAAGUGAAGCGUUGGACAUCGUGCUGAAGCUCAUCGAUGAAUUGCGCUUGUAUUAUUUGUCCACAAUUUUGAAGAAAGCCAAUGAGAAGGUGAAGAAGCUCCACGAGAAAGAAACCUGGGAGUUCACCGUGGAGGAAUUCGCCGGCGCCACGGGGCUGCCUUUGAAACUGGAGGAAAUCCUUUCUGAAGCGAUUGAGGACGCUCAUGUUAUUUGUCUCACCCCAGAAAUACGUGAGAAUACUCUCCUGGAGCCCCAGUCGGACGGGCAGAGAGAAAUGGCCAAGCGUUUUCAGGAAACCCUGGCCACAUUCUGUGGCGUGAUAGAAACGUUGGCUCUCCAGCGCUCCGAUGAGGAUCCACAGCAAGCUCCGAUAUUGUCGCAACUGAUUGGUUUCCCAACGGCCCCUCUCCAGCAGCAGUUAUCUGGAGACAAAAGUUGGGGCUACAGCAUCAGCUGGGAACAGCGAUUGUUAUGUUGCCUGUCCAAUUGUAUCUACAGUAAUAAGAUAUUUUUCCCCAAGUUGGGUGGAUUGUUUACAAAGCACAAUUAUCCGGUGCCGACGAUCGCGAUUGAAAACUCUCGCUCGACCGUAAACACGCUGUUCAGCAGUUUGCUGGAUAUGUACGUGGAGCACAAGAGUGACCCACUGGUUGGAACAAUCGAACCAUCGAUGUACAUUGGACGCUUCCAGUGGGAUCAGGUGGGGACUUCCGAGAAGCUGAGUCCCUACGCGCACGAGUGCUGCGAUAAUUUGGUGUCCGUUUAUUCGGAGAUAUUCUCGAUAUCGCCCGUUCUGUUGCGACCAGUGCUGGAACCGAUUGUGCAGACUGUAGCGGAAGAGUUGGCCCGGCUGAUGACCUGCGUCCAGAAGUUUAAUGUUAAUGGGGCCUUGCAAGCCAGGGUUGAUAUUCAUGUGAUAAGGGACGCGGUGCGGGUUUACAGCAAUGAGACGGCAAAAUCAUUUUUCAUGGAAGCACUUGAAGCUAUUCCGCAAGUUCCAGAAAGUGAGGAAAGAGUUCAGGAGACUGUGAAGAUAAUCAAGAACAACAUGCGCCUCCAGUUAAUGUGUUUGAAAGUUGUGGAUCCUUGACAUGGCACUAUCGAUUUCAGAAUGUGGAAAACAAUGACAGAUAAAAAUAAUCCAUACAAGAUUCUGAAAAAGUAAGUCCGAAGUAUUUAAAUAUCUCUACCUAAUUGUUUCUAAAAGAAGGAUAUACCCCGGUGGAAGCCCCGAUUAUCCGCGAGCGGAUGACCCGUGGUGCGGGUUAUUCGCGAAAGCGGGAUCCAUAGAGCGUCCCGAAAUUUAUCAGUGAGAGGUAGGCACUUGCUCUUUUGUUUUGAUCAUGGCAGAUGAAUAGUUUAAUGAUUGCUGUAUUGAUACAACACAGUUUCCAUGCUGAAAUAUUUUUAUUUUGUGUUUGUGCCGUUUUGUCUCAAAUUCCGAACACUUAAGCCAUCAAACAGUGUCUUAUCACUCAAAAUGGUACUUUUUCGUGAAAUCUAUGUGGUUUUUGGAUACAAUGGAGCCUUUUAUUUCAUUUUUCUACCAUAAAAUCGAUGUACAUAUACAUAUACAUAUUCAUGGUGAAACCCCAAAAAUAUGUAUGAUUACAUUUGUCUCAACACAAAAAAAAAUCAUUACUUUUUAGCUACUAGACCGAUUGAAGAUGGUCGAUAUAUCAAAUUAAGGCCAGUUCGUCUUUGAAAAAAUACUAUACUCAAAUUUUAUAUCAAAUGUCAAAUUAAAGAUUCAAAUUCCGAAUUUGUUGACGCAAACAUUUUAUUGCUGGUUUGGCAGUAACUUUUUUGUAAAUGUUUAGUAUUAUAAGAUAUAGGCAGUAUCGAUACCUGUAAAUGAUGUUAAAAUGAAUCCUAUACCACAAAGAAUGUCAGGGUUUUUAUUAUUCAAUUAUUUAUAACAUUAAAGAGCAGUAAAUUUACAUUUAAAAAUGAACUGUACGGUAUUUGAGAACAAAUUUUUUCGUUAUUCGCGGAGACCUAGCCAGACUAUUUCGUGGAUAAUCGGGGUUCUACUGUAUUUAUUUUUGAAGAAAAUACCUUAAUUGUAUUGCAUCAUAUGAAAUUCGAUUCUAUCCAAACACACGAUUAUAUAACCUGUUGCACAUAAAAACUGAUGCUUGUGUCGUGAUUGAAGCCGAAAUCCAAAACAAUUUUCAUCUAAUGCGACGUAUUUUUGUAUUUGCGAGGAAAAAUAGAAGUUUUACAGCGUUAAAAUCUACGUAGGGUAAAUAGGGGCUAUAUGACCAGGCGGAGCAAAAUGGGCCAUCAUUCAUUUGGGCUUGUUAUCUAUAUAACGCUUUAACA
Messenger RNA from Toxorhynchites rutilus septentrionalis, 4070 nucleotides. RefSeq names its product exocyst complex component 2 (gene Sec5). NCBI's taxonomy places the organism in Eukaryota, Metazoa, Arthropoda, Insecta, Diptera, Culicidae. Bases 145 to 2835 code for a protein of 896 amino acids. Gene Ontology annotation, biological process: exocytosis; Golgi to plasma membrane transport. The record is from RefSeq and is a predicted model, not a curated record. The transcript has 7 exons. Gene Ontology annotation, molecular function: protein binding. Gene Ontology annotation, cellular component: exocyst.